Messenger RNA from Symsagittifera roscoffensis, 764 nucleotides. RefSeq names its product deoxycytidylate deaminase-like. Lineage: Eukaryota; Metazoa; Xenacoelomorpha; Acoela; Convolutidae. The record is from RefSeq and is a predicted model, not a curated record. Bases 130 to 708 code for a protein of 192 amino acids. The transcript has a single exon. Gene Ontology annotation, molecular function: zinc ion binding; hydrolase activity.
UAGUAGUGUAGUGUGUAUUGCGGAAGCUAAAAUGACUAAAUUAGCUUACAUAUUUUAAAGAUUUCAAUAGCAUGAGCAAGUUAUGGACAAAUUCCUAUUUUUCAGGUUUGAAUUGUUUUUUGGUGUAAUAUGUCGGACAAUAUUUUGGCUUCUGAGUUGAAUUCAGUUUCUCUUAAAGAGAAUGAAUCGAACGGCGGUUUGCCGUGGGUAGGUUUUAAACGAAACGACUACCUCUCAUGGGACGAAUACUUCAUGUCGGUUGCCCUUUUAUCCGCCCAGCGAAGCAAAGAUCCGAACCGACAAGUCGGCGCUUGUGUCGUGAAUUCCGACAACAAAAUUGUCAGUGUUGGCUACAAUGGGUUUCCAGUAGGCUGUGAUGACGAUGAUUUUCCAUGGGGGAAAAAGGGUGGAUUUUUAGACACAAAAUAUGCUUACGUUUGCCACGCAGAAAUGAACGCAGUCGUUAAUAGAAAUACAACUCAAGUGAAAGAUUGUAGAAUAUAUGUGACUUUAUUUCCCUGCAACGAGUGCACGAAAUUACUUAUUCAAUCGGGAAUUAAGGAAGUUAUUUUUGGGACGGAUAGUUACCACGAUGAAAAACAGUUCAUAGCUUCUAGGAAAAUGUUGACAAGCGCAGGAGUAAACGAACGCAAGUUUGUGCCUUUAAGAAAAUCAAUAACCAUAGACUUCGAGUUUGACAAAUCCUAAACUGACAAAUAACCUGUUGCUGAAAAUUGAAAUUGUUUUAAGAACUGCAAUAUAAA